Ostreobium quekettii is the source of this 873-nucleotide messenger RNA. The record is from the annotation of a GenBank genome assembly. Lineage: Eukaryota; Viridiplantae; Chlorophyta; Ulvophyceae; Bryopsidales; Ostreobiaceae.
AUGGACGCCGCGGACUACGACUACCGCGCCGGGCUGCGGUCCUCCCUGGGCAUCUUCGCCUUCCUCACGGUGGCCCGCCUGGCCUUCAACCUCCUGAUUACCGGCAAGCCCGGACCAGGGGCGGAUUCGCGCUCGGCCAGCGCGAAGGACAAGAACGUGGAGGAAGCGUGGCUGGGCAUCGGCACCUUUUGGCUGGUGGCUUGGUCCUGGUGGGCGCUGUGGACGUCGGGAUCGGAGUGCGGGGUGCUGAACACGCGGGCCUGCGUGGAGGACUGGCCGGACAUCCCGGUGUCUCGGCGCGUGACGGGCCUCUUCGAGGCUGAAAUAGGGUGGUACAUGCACAUGCUGACGCGGGGUCUGGCGGGCGUGGGCUUCGCGCAAGAGCCCUCCAUGGCGGUGCACCACACGGUGACGCUGUGCCUGAUCCUCACCGGCUACACGCUGAACAUCAUGCGGUUCGGGGUGCUGAUGCUGGCUGUGUUCAACCUGAGCAACCCCUUCCUGCACAUAUCCAAGGUGGCCAACAACCUGGAGAUGGCGCGGACCCGCGUGGCGCUGUUCAGCCUCUUCGGCGUGAUGUUCUUCGCGUCUAGGGUGGUUCUGCUGCCGGCGACGGUCAUGAGGUGCACGUUCUACGAGGUGCUGGUAGUCCUGGAGCGGGAGCCGCACAUGUGGCGGCUGUACUACCCCGGGAACUUCCUAAUUGUGGGGCUGUACAUUAUGCAGCUGUUCUGGAUGGUAAAAAUCAUUCGGGUGUUGUUCCGGGGCAGGGCGGGGGCCACGCCCAGGAAGGUGGAUGGCGUCAAGGGCCCGUUCCAACAGGAGAAAUUGAGUAAAGGAGGGGAUGGCAUUGUUUCGAGUAAGGAGAAGUGA